CAAUUGGUUCUAUAUAAGAACUACCCAGCCUUCGAUUCUAUCCGCCUAGCCAGCUUUUUGCAUCAUCAAGCCAUGGAUCUGAAAAGCGUGCAGGCCAGGUUGCCACCUGGUUUCAGGUUCCACCCAAAGGAUGAGGAAUUGGUGUGUUGCUACCUUUACAAGAAGAUUGCUAAUCAAGGUUUGUCUUGUGACAACUUGAUGGAGGUGAACUUGCAUGUGUGUGAGCCAUGGAUGCUACCAGUGGAAGCACAACUUGGUGUUAAUGAAUGGUACUUCUUCACCUUCCGGGAUCGAAAAUAUGCCACGGGAUCACGAACCAACCGAGCGACCAAGGAGGGAUACUGGAAGGCCACGGGGAAAGAUCGGACGGUGAUCGAUCCAGCGUCCAAUAUGAUCGUCGGGAUGAGGAAGACACUGGUUUUCUACCUUGGGAGAGCCCCACGGGGUGCUAAGACCAGGUGGGUCAUGCACGAGUUCAGGCUUGAGACCCCCUAUUCACCUCCAAAGGAGGAUUGGGUGCUGUGCAGAGUUUUCCGCCAAAACCGUGGCUAUUGCACGAGGAUUGACAUAGAGAAUGAGCAUGAUAACAUGGCUAUGGCCCCAUGCCACACCGAUCCAUUCCUCGAUGCCAAUAACGACGAUGGCUAUGAGUGGCCUACUUACGUCACUACAGAUUUCUCGCUCUACGGCUCGUGCAGCAAUGUGAUAAACUUAGGGGAGCAGCACAUAGAGACCCUUUUCUCCCACCCUUCAGUGAAAGAUGAUGAAAGACUCGUGUUGUUUGAAGACAUGAAGUUUGGAGAAAGCAGAGAUGAAGAACAGCCCAGCAUUAGUGGCACAACACUUUGAAUAUGUGAAUGGAAAUUGGUUAUAAGGCCACUGUCGUAUGUGAAGGUUUCAUUCACACAGAUGUCAGCUUCAUUGUUCAUAGUUUACAUCAUAGUCUACGUUUCGUUGUCUAUAUUUAUGUAAUUAAUACAGAACAGGUUUAGUACUAUAAGGCGUUUCAUUUAUUUGAUUGGAUUUUGUAGGAAAUCGAGGGGUACUGAUUUUUCUCCUUGGAUUAUUAUUCCUUUUUUUUUUCGGUUUGUAAAUCUCUGGUUUGAAUUGUCCAGUACUUAUUGUAAAAAAAAUAUAUUUUGCGUGUGUUUAUAAUUCUUCAUUU
Molecule: messenger RNA, 1165 nt
Organism: Nymphaea colorata (pocket water lily)
Lineage: Eukaryota; Viridiplantae; Streptophyta; Magnoliopsida; Nymphaeales; Nymphaeaceae
Product: NAC domain-containing protein 21/22-like
Exons: 3
Coding region: 73-849 (258 amino acids)
Biological process (GO): regulation of DNA-templated transcription
Molecular function (GO): DNA binding
Source: RefSeq, a predicted model, not a curated record